GAGAAAAAAAAAGGAAAAACAAAGAGUAAAGUGGAGGAAGAAGGAGAAGAAACCCUCUUUUUUCCUCUGACUACUCAUUUCAUGUCGGAGACUUCCCGGAAACUAAAGAAUCUCUUCAACGGAGACUAAAAUUUUCUCUCUUUCUUUCCUUAUCUUCGUUUUAGUGUUUUCCCCUUUGCUUACUUUUGAAGGAAACGAGAGAAGAUAGCGAGAGAGAGAGAGGGAGAGGGAGAAAGCGAUAGAGAGAGAGAUGUAUGUAGUGACGCCUCCUCAAAGAUCCGAUUUUGGAUCCAACUGCGAUUUGCGGGUUUAUCAAGCAUGGAAAGGAAGCAAUAUAUUUUGUCUUCAAGGAAGGUUUAUAUUCGGGCCAGACGUAAGAACACUUGCUCUGACCAUAAGUCUCAUUGUUGCCCCUGUGACAAUCUUCUGCAUCUUCGUCGCUAGCAAGCUAAUUCAGGACUUCUCUGAUAGUUGGGGAGUAUCAAUAGUCACUGUUGCUGUUGUCUUCACCAUUUACGAUGUAAUUCUUCUGAUGCUAACAUCCGGAAGAGAUCCAGGGAUUAUCCCAAGAAACUCUCAUCCUCCAGAGCCAGAAGUUCUUGAUUGCAGCACGAACUCAGGGACAAGCCAAACGCCGAGGUUGCCUCGCGUAAAGGAAGUAGAGGUUAAUGGAACCAUAUUUAAGGUCAAGUACUGUGAUACUUGCAUGCUCUAUAGACCUCCUCGCUGCUCACAUUGUUCGAUCUGCAACAACUGUGUAGAGAGGUUUGACCAUCACUGUCCUUGGGUUGGUCAAUGUAUUGCUCAAAGAAACUAUCGAUUCUUCUUCAUGUUUGUCUUCUCCACAACUCUUCUCUGUGUAUAUGUGUUGGCCUUUUGUUGUGUCUAUAUAAGGAAGAUCAAGGAAUCUGAAGAUGUAACCAUCUGGAAAGCAAUGCUCAAAACUCCUGCUUCCAUGGCUCUGAUACUCUACACAUUCAUAUGUAUGUGGUUCGUUGGAGGCUUAACAGGUUUCCAUCUCUAUCUCAUCAGCACAAAUCAGACUACAUAUGAGAACUUCAGAUACAAUUAUGACCGUCGUAGCAACCCACAUAACAAAGGAGUGGUUGAUAACUUCAAAGAAAUCUUCUGUUCAGCGAUACCUCCUUCUAAGAACAACUUCAGAGCUAUGGUGCCGAGGGAAGCUCCGUUGCCGUCAAGAUCAGCAGUUGGAGGUUUCAUGAGUCCAAACAUGGGAAGAGCUAACGAUGAGAUUGAAAUGGGGAGGAAAGGUGUUUGGGCAAUGGCUGAACAUGGUGAUGACAAGAACGAUAAUAACAAUGAAAGGUUCCAUGUUAACGACGAUGAGCUAGGCGAUUUGUCAUCAGGCAUUAGGACGGAUGUGGAUGAUGCUGCGCAGAUCGAUAGGCGAGAGAUUCACCCGAGGAACUCAAGCUGGGAAAUGUCACCGGAAGUUAUGGCCUUAGCUGCAAGAAGAAGCUAGAAACAUGCCAAUAGAAAAACUUGAGAGGUGUUUUUUUCAAAUGUUCUUUUGUAUGAUUUCAACUUUGAUUUAUUGAUGUUGUAUCUUGGGUUUAUAGGGAAAUCAAUUGUGAAUUGAUAUGAUUUUUCCGGAAGUUUGUUAGUUGUGUUCAGACAGUUAAGAUCUUAAUCAUUGUGUUUUAAUGUAAUCUGUUAUCUUAACAGUAAUUUAUCUUUCACAGGAUGAGAGAAAAC
Molecule: messenger RNA, 1716 nt
Organism: Thlaspi arvense
Lineage: Eukaryota; Viridiplantae; Streptophyta; Magnoliopsida; Brassicales; Brassicaceae
Source: the annotation of a GenBank genome assembly